AUGCUGCGCCAUCUGCCGGGACUGCUCCUGCUGCUCUGGCAGCUGCUGCUGCUGCCACCCCCCGCCGUCCCCGGCCCCCUGGACCGCCCCGGCUUCCUGAAGUUGGGGACCCGCGGCCCAGGGGGCAGCCCCGGACGCCGUCCCGCUCCGGCCGCCCCCACCGGCACGCCCUAUUCUGGGGCCGGCCAGCACGGCGGGGCCCGCGGUGCAGGUGUUUGCAAGAGCAUGCCCUUGGACUUGGUGUUUAUCAUUGAUAGUUCUCGUAGUGUACGGCCUCUGGAGUUCACCAAAGUAAAAACCUUUGUCUCGCGGGUAAUUGACACUCUGGACAUCGGGCCGGCAGACACGCGGGUGGCAGUGGUGAACUACGCCAGCACCGUGAAGAUCGAGUUCCAUCUCCAGACCCACUCGGAUAAGCAGUCCCUGAAACAGGCCGUGGCGCGGAUCACACCCUUGUCCACAGGGACCAUGUCGGGCCUGGCCAUCCAGACAGCGAUGGACGAAGCUUUCACAGUGGAGGCAGGAGCUCGGGGACCCGCUUCCAACAUCCCUAAGGUGGCCAUCAUUGUGACAGAUGGGCGGCCCCAGGAUCAGGUGAAUGAAGUGGCGGCUCGGGCCCAGGCGUCCGGUAUUGAGCUGUACGCCGUGGGCGUGGACCGGGCAGACAUGGAGUCCCUCAGGAUGAUGGCCAGUGAGCCCCUGGACGAGCACGUUUUCUAUGUGGAGACCUAUGGGGUCAUUGAGAAACUUUCCUCUAGAUUCCAGGAAACCUUUUGUGCUCUGGACCCAUGCGCGCUGGGCACACACCAGUGCCAGCAUGUGUGUGUCAGUGACGGGGAAGGCAAGCACCACUGUGAGUGCAGCCAAGGAUAUUCCUUGAAUGCCGAUAAGAAGACGUGUUCAGUUAUUAAUAAGUGUGCUCUUAACACUCACGGCUGUGAACACAUCUGUGUGAACGACAGAACUGGCUCUUAUCACUGUGAGUGCUAUGAAGGUUAUACCUUAAAUGAAGACAGGAAAACGUGUUCGGCUCAAGAUCAGUGUGCUUUGGGCACACACGACUGUCAGCACAUUUGUGUGAAUGACAGAGCUGGGUCUCAUCACUGUGAAUGCUACGAGGGCUACACUCUGAAUGAAGAUAAAAAAACGUGUUCAGUUCAUAACCAGUGUGCACUGGGCUCUCAUGGGUGCCAGCACAUCUGUGUGAAUGACGGGGCCGCAUCUUACCACUGCGAUUGUUAUACUGGCUACACCUUGAAUGAAGACAAGAAGACAUGUUCAGCCAUUGCAGAAGCACGAAGACUCAUCUCCACAGAAGAUGCGUGUGCGUGUGGAGCCACACUGGCAUUCCAGGAUAAGGUCAGCUCAUAUCUGCAGAGACUGAACACCAAGCUUGAUGACAUUUUGGAGAAGUUGCAAGCAAAUGAAUAUGGACAAAUACAUCGUUAAAUUCCUCAAAUUUUUUACCUGGAAAUAUG
Messenger RNA from Delphinapterus leucas (beluga whale), 1478 nucleotides. It is a transcript of the gene MATN3, whose product is annotated as matrilin 3. NCBI's taxonomy places the organism in Eukaryota, Metazoa, Chordata, Mammalia, Artiodactyla, Monodontidae. The record is from RefSeq and is a predicted model, not a curated record. Gene Ontology annotation, molecular function: calcium ion binding.